AUGGCCUGGGCCCUGGUGGGGGCUUUCCUCUGCGGAUCCUUGCUGGGCUUCGUGUGCCUGAGCGGGCUAGCUGUGGAGGUGACCGUGCCCACUGAGCCACUGAGCAUGCCCAAGGGCAAGACAGCAGAGCUGAGCUGCAGGUACAGCACGUCCGUGGGGGACAACUUCGCCUUGGAGUGGAGCUUUGUGCAACCUGGGAAACCCAUCUCUGCAUCUCUUCCUAUCCUGUACUUCACCAAUGACCACCUGUAUCCCACUGGCUCUAAAGCAGAUCGGGCCAGCCUUCUCCACAACCCCCCCACAGGAGGAGUGGCUACUCUGAAACUGACUGACCUCCGCCCCUCAGACACUGGAACCUACCUCUGCAACGUUAACAACCCCCCAGAUUUCUACACCAAUGGGUUGGGGUUAAUCAACCUUACCGUGCUUGUGGCCCCCAGUGAGCCCGAAUGCAGCCACAGUGGGCAAACCUUGGUGGGAGGCUCUGUUGCACUGAAAUGCAGCUCCUCCGAGGGAGCACCCAAGCCCGUGUACAACUGGGUCCGGCUCGGAUCUUUUCCUACACCUCCUCCUGGUAGCAUGGUUCAAGAUGAAGUGUCUGGCAAGCUCAUCCUCACCAAUCUCUCUCUGACCUCCUCUGGCACCUACCGUUGUGUGGCCAGCAACCAGAGGGGCAGUGCCUCCUGCGAGCUAGACCUCUCAGUGACUGACUCAUCUGAAGGCCGAGUGGCCGGGACACUGAUUGGGGUGCUCCUGGGUGUGCUGCUGCUGUCAGUUGCUGCAUUCUGCUUGAUCAGGUUCCAGAAAGAGAGGAAGAAGGAGCCCAAGGAGACAUACAGGGGUAGUGACCUUCGGGAGGAUGCCACCGCACCUGGGAUUUCUGAGCAAGCUUCUAGGAGGGCCGAUUUCAGCAAAGGGCUCCUGGAGAAGUCCCCAUCCGCCAGCAUGGUGACGACCAAGUCCAAACUCUCUAUGGUUGUCUGACUUCUGAUCCCUGAGGGUGGUGAGGGGUAAUGUUAAUAAUUAAAGCCGUUGGAUAACAUGUUACCUCCUUUACUGGUGUGGUGAAUUCCUCUCCUCUCCGUGACCCAAAGAGUACUACCAGUAAGGAGAGGAAUGGAUCUGAAAGUUCAGAAAUGAUGCUCAAGCAGGAAGUUCGGCUGGGUCAAAAGGAUAGGUUUCAACCUAGGUGUCUUUGCACACCUUUCGCCCUUCAAUUCCGUUCGUUUCGACUCCUAUUAGAGACUUGAUGCAAACCCUUCCCCCCUCACUUCCCAUUCCCUCCCGA
This is a messenger RNA of Microtus ochrogaster (prairie vole), 1288 nucleotides long. It is a transcript of the gene Vsig2, whose product is annotated as V-set and immunoglobulin domain containing 2. NCBI's taxonomy places the organism in Eukaryota, Metazoa, Chordata, Mammalia, Rodentia, Cricetidae. The record is from RefSeq and is a predicted model, not a curated record. Bases 1 to 984 code for a protein of 327 amino acids. The transcript is spliced from 7 exons.